Molecule: messenger RNA, 3786 nt
Organism: Pediculus humanus corporis (human body louse)
Lineage: Eukaryota; Metazoa; Arthropoda; Insecta; Psocodea; Pediculidae
Product: Copper-transporting ATPase, putative
Exons: 20
Coding region: 1-3786 (1261 amino acids)
Biological process (GO): copper ion homeostasis; monoatomic cation transport
Cellular component (GO): membrane; trans-Golgi network; perinuclear region of cytoplasm
Molecular function (GO): copper ion binding; P-type divalent copper transporter activity; ATP hydrolysis activity
Source: RefSeq, a predicted model, not a curated record
AUGUUCAAUUUCAGAAACGAAAGAAAACCGUUGAUACAAAUUCAUGAAGUUGUCAGUUUAAGAAAAGGAUUAAAAAGGAACGCACUGCAGCAAACGCAGCCUCUCCUAUCGGAAGAGGAUUUGGAUUAUUCGUGGCCCGCGAAAGAAGAAGGAGAAGGAGAAGGAGGUGGUGGAGUAGGUGGGGAAAGUAAAAUCGAUUUCAAUUUAAAGGAGGUCGAUAUGAAAACAAUGGAAGUUGCUGUUAAAAUCGAAGGCAUGACUUGCAUGUCGUGCGUUCGUAACAUCGAAGGAACGAUGUCUUCCAAACCCGGAGUUCUUAAAGCGAACGUGAAUUUGGAAAAGCGUAAGGGUGUUUUUUUAAUAGAUAAAGGACUUCUCUCGUCGUCUGAUUUGGUCAACCUCAUACAGGAAAUGGGUUUCGAUGCGAGUUUUUACGACGAGAUAAACACCAACAACGUUUUGAUACACAUAGAAGGAAUGACGUGUAAUUCUUGCGUUAAAAACAUCGAAACGACCAUUGGAAAAGUCAAAGGAAUCAAUUCCGUUAAUGUCAGCCUUGCGAAUAAAUUGGGUACUUUUUCAUACGAUCCGACACUCGUGACUCCAGUUCAAAUUCGUUCUGCCAUCGAAGACAUGGGUUUCGACACUAAUUUUCAAAAUUCUCCGCCCCCAACAGGAGGUCUUUUCCCGAUUGAAACCGAUCCGAUGGUUGAAAGUAUGAUGGAAACCCCAAAGAAAACGGUGAGCAUGUCAAUAGACAUGGAAGUAGAGUAUUCGAAAUGUUUUCUUCACAUAAAGGGAAUGUCUUGUGCAUCGUGCGUGGCAGCCAUUGAAAAACAUUGUAAAAAAAUUCAAGGUGUCGAAAGCGUUUUAAUAGCUUUGUUGGCAGCAAAAGCGGAAGUUAAAUACAAUGCGCAACUCAUAAGUCCCACGGAUAUAGCAAAUUCCAUAACUGAUUUGGGUUUUCCAACGGAAAUUAUUAACGAACCUGGUACGGGAGAAGGAGAAAUCGAACUCCAGAUCACGGGCAUGACUUGCGCAUCUUGCGUCAACAAAAUCGAAUCAACUGUUAAAAAAAUAAAUGGCGUUUUUAGCGCAUCCGUCGCUCUCACAACUCAAAAGGGUAAAUUCAAAUACGAUUUAGAAAAAACGGGACCACGUGAUAUAAUAGAAACAAUAAAUAAAUUAGGAUUUAAAGCUGAUAUACUUAGCAGUAAAGAUAAAGAAUCAAGGGCGUAUUUGGAUCACAGAAAAGACAUUGCCAAAUGGAGAAAUGCAUUUUUUGUUUCUUUGGCAUUCGGUGCUCCUUGCAUGAUAAUAAUGGCUUAUUUCAUGUUGGGAAUGAAAUUGGGAUACAUUGAUCACAAAGACAUGUGUUGCAUCAUACCCGGUUUAUCAUUGGAAAAUUUAUUAAUGUUUUUAUUUUCUACACCCGUACAGUUUUUCGGUGGUUACCACUUUUUCAUACAGGCUUACCGUGCCGUCAAACACAGAACAACAAACAUGGACGUUUUGAUAACCAUGACAACAUUUAUAUCGUACAUUUAUUCUUGCAUAAUACUAAUAGUGGCCAUUUUGCUUCAACAAGCCAGAAGUCCUCUUACUUUUUUCGACACUCCUCCCAUGUUAUUAAUGUUUAUUAGUAUGGGACGUUGGUUGGAACACAUAGCCAAGGGCAAAACAUCCGAAGCUUUAUCGAAGCUUUUAUCGUUAAAAGCAACCGAAGCGCUUUUGGUUAAACUUGGGGAUAAUUUUGAAGUGAUGUCCGAACAACAAAUAUCGGUGGAUUUGGUUCAUCGCGGUGAUACUUUGAAAAUUCUACCCGGUGCCAAAGUUCCAGUCGAUGGAAGAGUUAUUUUCGGUCAUUCGGCGUGCGACGAAAGUUUAAUAACCGGUGAAAGCAUGCCCGUUGUCAAAAAAACAGGUGCGGACGUCAUUGGCGGUUCCAUCAAUCAAAAUGGUCUUUUGUUAAUAACGGCAACUCACACCGGGGAAAGCACGACGCUUUCUCAGAUAGUUAAACUGAUUGAAGAAGCGCAAACUUCAAAAGCUCCCAUACAACAGCUUGCGGAUAAAAUAGCCGGAUAUUUUGUACCCUUCGUCAUUUGCGUUUCUUCAAUCACUCUCGUCGGAUGGAUAAUAGUCGGUUACAUAGACAUCGAUUACCUUCCCAUAACGCCCGCAGAUAAAGAAGGUUACACAAGAGAAGAAAUAAUUCUUCAAUUUGCUUUCCCUUGCGCUUUAAGCGUUUUAGCAAUUGCUUGUCCUUGCGCGUUAGGUUUGGCAACUCCGACAGCAGUCAUGGUUGGAACCGGUGUCGGCGCCUUGAAUGGAAUAUUAAUAAAAGGAGCGGAGCCUUUAGAAAACGCUCACAAGGUGAAAGCCGUAAUAUUUGAUAAAACGGGAACGAUAACGAAAGGAGCUCCCUCAGUGUCGAGUAUUUGCAUGUUUGUCAAAGAAAAUGUUUUUAGUUUGAUUUCUUUGCUUUGCGUUGUCGGUACGGCAGAGAGUAACAGCGAACAUCCAAUCGGUUCUGCCAUCGUCAAGUUCGUGAAAAAAGUUUUGGGAAAUGAUUCCCUGGGUAGGAUAACAUCUUUUCAAUCUGUACCCGGAUGCGGUUUAAAAUGCACGGUGACACAAGUUAAAGAUUUAAUAGAAGCCGGAAAAAAAUCGGAAUUGAUAUUAAAUUAUCAAAAUCAAAGACGAACAAAAUCCAUCGGGACGAUAACAAUAGACUCCGUUAAUUUUAACAUUGAUUUAUCUGCCGAAAAUCAACAGAUAGUUAAUCUUCAACAGUUAUUUUUAAUAAACGAAAGUGAUUUAAUAGAAGAAGGAAAUAAAGAAUAUCAGGUGAUAAUUGGAAAUCGGGAAUGGAUGAAAAGAAAUGCGAUCGACAUUCCAUCCGAAUGUAAUAACAGAAUGAUUGAAGAAGAAGAAGGUGGAAGAACGGCUGUGCUAUGUGCGGUUAAUGGAACUCUUGUGGCUUUGAUUAGUGUGUCGGAUAUGGUGAAAUCCGAAGCCAGAUUAGCCGUAUUCACAUUGAAAAAAAUGGGUCUCGAUGUUAUUUUAUUAACGGGUGAUAAUAAAAAAACGGCCGUGUCAAUCGCCAAACAGGUGGGAAUCACGCGAGUGUUUGCAGAAGUCCUUCCGUCUCACAAAGUGUCCAAAAUUAAAAGACUGCAAGAACAAGGAUACAGAGUGGCAAUGGUCGGGGAUGGGGUGAAUGAUAGUCCCGCAUUGGCUCAAUCCGACGUCGGGAUCGCCAUUGCAAGUGGGACUGACGUUGCCGUGGAAGCUGCCGAUGUUGUUUUAAUGAAAAAUGACCUUUUGGAUGUGGUCGCUUGCUUAGAUUUAUCCCGGCGAACGGUUCGUCGAAUUCGAUUAAAUUUUUUGUUUGCUUCACUAUAUAAUUUAAUAGGAAUCCCAAUCGCUGCUGGCGUUUUUUCUCCGUUCGGUUUCAUGAUGCAACCGUGGAUAGCGUCGGCAGCGAUGGCUCUUAGCAGCGUAUCAGUAGUUUGUUCUUCCCUAAUGUUAAAAUUGUACAAAAAACCGACGAGACAAGAAUUGACAACGUUAGAAUUUUUAUCGUCGACGGCGACGGACGAAAGGAUUUCGAUACAUCAAGGAUUGGACGACGUAGAAAAACCGCUUUUCUCACGUUCCACGAGCAGUACAAUAUCUAGGUAUAGCCUAUUAUCGAAAAAAGCACUUUGGCGCGGUCGAAUAAUUUAUAAACCUCUUCGUAAGGGCAAUCAAUAUCUCUUGUUAUGCUCACCUGUUACCUGA